GGCGGCCGAGCUCGCGGGUGGAAUAGAAUCUGGUCCGGAUUGCGAGGAGUUGUCGUCUGCUGCAGCAGUAGCAGCUGCUCUUUAUUUACAUUGUUUACUGUUCACACUUCAGUGGAGAAGGAUGAAGACCUACUGUGUGCUUUCUUUGUGUCUGACUGGAAUCUUGGCGGCCCCAAGCUUGGACCCUCAACUGGAUGAGCCUUGGCAACAAUGGAAAAGUUGGCACCACAGGAACUAUGAGCAGAAGGAAGAAGGUUGGAGGCGAAUGGUGUGGGAAAAGAACCUUAGAAAAAUUCAACUACACAACUUGGAGCACUCACUUGGAAAACAUUCAUUCCGGCUAGGAAUGAACCACUUUGGAGACAUGACGAAUGAAGAAUUUAGACAGAUCAUGAAUGGCUACAAAGGUACAAAACCAAGUACGAAGGCUCGAGGGUCUCUCUUCUUGGAGCCCAAUUUCCUGGAGGUGCCCAGGAUGUUAGAUUGGCGUGAGCAUGGAUAUGUUACUCCAGUUAAAGACCAGGGACAAUGUGGCUCAUGUUGGGCUUUUAGUACCACUGGAGCUCUUGAAGGUCAACAGUUUAGAAAAUCUGGCAAGCUUGUCUCUCUCAGUGAACAAAACCUUGUAGACUGCUCUAAACCUGAGGGAAAUGAAGGGUGCAAUGGGGGACUGAUGGAUCAAGCAUUCCAAUAUGUGGAAGAUAAUGGUGGAAUUGACUCAGAAGAUUCUUAUCCUUAUACUGGCACGGAUGAUAGUCCUUGUCACUAUAAUCCAUCAUACAAUUCUGCAAAUGAUACUGGAUUUACAGAUGUUCCAAGUGGUAAAGAAAGAGCCCUGAAGAAAGCAGUUGCUGCUGUCGGGCCAGUUUCUGUUGCCAUUGAUGCCAGUCAUCAUUCAUUCCAGUUCUAUGAAUCUGGUAUUUACUUUGAGGAAGACUGCAGCUCCACAGACCUGGACCAUGGUGUUUUAGUAGUAGGUUAUGGCUUUGAGAAAGAAGAUGCUGAUGGAAAAAGAUACUGGAUUGUUAAAAACAGCUGGAGUGAACAAUGGGGUGAUGGGGGAUAUGUAAUGAUGGCCAGAGACAGAAAAAACAACUGUGGAAUAGCUACUGCUGCCAGCUACCCCCUAGUAUAAAUAUUAUGCUGCUGUAUUCAAAAGAACAUGAUAUAUACAAAGACUCGUAAACAGUUGCCAACACCUUUUCAGUAAGCAGAUUGCCUUAGGAUGAAAUUGUCUGAUGGUUUUUUUCCCACAAGUCGGACUUUACCUUUGCUCUCCGUGAAUCUGCUUCGGUUUGGACGAUAGAUUAGCUGCAUUGCAGCUCAUCACUGGGCUGAAUGGCCAAGAAAUUGAAGUUGCAAUGAUAUGUGGUUAAUCUUGUUGCAAACUCAUUUGUAUUUUAAGAUAUAUAUAGUCCCAGAAAGCUGUUUUUAAUGAGGAAAUUGAUACCAGUUCAUUUCCAGAAAAAUAAAUAAUUGGUUCUGCUUAUUGUGCACUGCCCGACUGGUUCUAACUGUGUAAUUGCUGUGCAAUGCACAAUCUGAAUGUUCCUCUUAAUGCAUUUUUGUUUAUAAUUGGAAAUAAAACAAAUUACUCAACA
Molecule: messenger RNA, 1601 nt
Organism: Amblyraja radiata (thorny skate)
Lineage: Eukaryota; Metazoa; Chordata; Chondrichthyes; Rajiformes; Rajidae
Gene: ctsla
Product: cathepsin La
Exons: 8
Coding region: 122-1135 (337 amino acids)
Biological process (GO): proteolysis
Molecular function (GO): cysteine-type peptidase activity
Source: RefSeq, a predicted model, not a curated record